Molecule: messenger RNA, 2283 nt
Organism: Adineta steineri
Lineage: Eukaryota; Metazoa; Rotifera; Eurotatoria; Adinetida; Adinetidae
Source: the annotation of a GenBank genome assembly
AUGAAUGUUAUAGAAAAUGCUGAAAAAGAAUGUGCCGUACUUGGCUCAUUAUUUCAAGGAAUUGUCAAUGAAAUGAAGAACAGUUCAACAUUAUGGGAAGAUUUAGCAUCUAAAGCAAAUAAAAUGCAUCUUCAACUUAAAUCAACAAUAACAACUUUCAGUGUUUUUCUUGAUGCUUUUCAACGUAUUGCUGAUUUAGCAACAAAUACAAAAGGUGCAACAAGAGAAAUUGGUACAGCAUUAACACGUUUAAUUUUACGUCAUAAAUCAAUUGAACAAAAAUUAAAAUCAUUUACAAGUUCAUUAGUUGAAACAUUUAUUCAACCAUUAAAUGAACGUAUUGAAGAAUGGAAAAAAUCAGCCAAUACUUUAGAUAAAGAUCAUGCAAAAGGUCUCAAAGAUUAUAAAAAAUUACGUAAUGAACUACGUAAAAAAGCAACAGAAACAGCUAAAUUACAAAAAAAAUGUCGAAAAUUACCAAAACAUGAUAUAUUACAUAAUAAACUUAAUUCCGCAAUACAAGAAGUAUCAAAUUAUUAUGGCAUGUUAGAAGAACGUGAAAAACAAGCAUUAAGAUCAGCAAUGAUUGAAGAACGAAGUCGUUUUUGUACAUUAUUUACUUUAUUAAAACCUGUUAUGGAACUUGAAAUAUCACUUGCAUCGGAAAUGAGUCAUAUUGAAGAUCUUGUUCAAUAUUUAGCUAAACAUACAACUGAUCCACAUUGUUUACCCAUAGCGAGUGAACAAGUUAUUAAAGAUAUUAAAGGCAUUGAUUACAGUACAAUUGUUGCAUUUAAAACUCCACCAUCGUCACCGGGCUCAUUAAGUUCACGUAAAUCAAGUGUUUGUUCAAUAAAUAGUAUUAGUAGUUCAUCAUCAAAUUCAACAAAUAAUUCACGUAGUCCAAGUCAUAAAAAAAUUCCAACACAACAACCACAACAGCAACAAUUACAAACACAAAUACCGAUUCCUAUUCAACAUCAAUUUUGUCAUCCAAAUAAUACAAAUCGUUCAUUAACAAUGCCGUCAAAUGUUGCUGUAAGUCGUUUAUCAAGUGUAUCAUCUCAAGAUUCAGGAUUUACAUCUCAAGAACAGUUCUUUGCGCGUCCACCUUCACCACUUGAAGAAGCAGAACGUGAAGUCGAUGGAAGUUCUAGUCCUUUAUUAGUUGUUUGUUCAACAUUAAAUGCUUGGGCAAAACGUCCUGAAAUUCCAUCUAAUUGUAAACAUCCGGCAACAGUCACCGGUGCACCUGAACCAGUAAAAACUUAUCGACCAGCUAUAACUGCACAUACAUUUGAUCCACCAUCACCGAGUCUAUUCGAAAAACCUAAUUGGCAAAUCUAUGAAGAAACAAAUCAUCGAGCAACAACUAUUUCUGACGAUGGAUUAUAUGGUGCAUUAUCUCGUCAACAUUCAGUACCAUCUCGUCGUUGUCGUAUACGUGAUCUUAGUUUAGAAAGACAUUCACCUAUGCGUGAACAACAUUAUCAAUCAACAAUGAAUAAUAUUACGAAUGGACGUGUUAAACCUACUCAACCACCAACUGUACCAUCCGAUUAUUAUAGUACAAUGACAAGUCGACAUAGUCCAGAGGAUAUCAAUCAACGUUUACGAAGUUCUACAAUACCAUCUGAAACACUGGCAUUUGAUCCACGUACAAUUGUAUGGCGUGAACGAUCACGUCAAAAUGGUCAUAUUUCAACAUCACAAUAUGGAACUUAUUAUGGUAGACCAUCAUUUGAAUCAGCAAAUGAGACACUCGAUGAAAUGUACGAAUAUCUAACAAAAAAUAGUUAUCCAACGAAUCAACAACAGCAACAACAAAAGAAUGAAACACUUCGUCGAGGAAUGUCAGUUGCUUUAAAUUCAAAUGAAAAACCACCGCCACCACCAAUACGUCGUACACCAUCAAUGAAUACAAAUUGUCAUCAACAACAACAACAAAUUAAUAAUGGUUAUAUUGAAUUACAAUCACGUCUUAAAGCUCGUUUGAAACGUGCAGAAGAAAUAGCUGGUCAAGCUGAUCUAAUUAAUUUUCAACAACAAAAAUCGACAACACUAACAAAAGUAACAUCAACUAUUGUUUCACAAUCAAAUACGAAUGAUGAUGAUUUUCCACCACCACCACCAGAUUUUCUGCUUAAUGAUGAUUCAAAACCACAACCACAACCACCACCAUCAACAACAAGUCAUUCAACAUUAUUAGAAGAAAUUCAACGUGGAUUUAAACUACGCAAAACGGUGAUUGAUAGAGAUAAAUCAGGUCCUCGUAUAAAAUAA